Yamadazyma jaroonii is the source of this 1479-nucleotide messenger RNA. The record is from the annotation of a GenBank genome assembly. Lineage: Eukaryota; Fungi; Ascomycota; Pichiomycetes; Serinales; Debaryomycetaceae.
AUGUCAAAAGAAACUCGACAGUACACUUCGGUACCACAAGGUCCUGAUGAUGUACCUACGGCCAGUAGUCAAUUACAAGAGCCACCGGUUCCAGAAGAAGAAUUUGAGCUAGAAUCCUUGGAUUCCCUCGAUUUCGAAAAUAAUACCCCAGAUCAACCUGAGAAAGGUAAAUCCAAUAUGAGAAUGGCCUUUAUGAAUAUGGCCAAUUCAAUCCUCGGAGCCGGAAUAAUUGGUCAACCAUUUGCUUUCAAGAAUAGUGGAUUAGUGGGAGGAUUGGUUUCUUUAGCUGUUUUAACAUUCCUCAUCGACUGGACUUUACGAUUAAUAGUGAAAAAUACCUUGUUAUCCAAAACUAACUCCUAUCAGGACUUUGCAGCACAUUGUUUUGGGAAAUUUGGCAGAAUACUAUUAUUAUUUUCAGUAGGAUCAUUUGCUUAUGGUGGAUGUAUGGCAUUUUGUGUCAUUAUUGGAGAUACUAUACCGCAUGUUUUGAAGGCUUUUAUUCCCGAAUCCAUAACUGAAUCUUCGGCUUUUGGAUGGCUAUUCAGUAGAAAUAUCAUCAUAACAAUAUUUACCACUUGCAUUUCAUAUCCUUUGUCUUUGAAUAAAGAUAUUUCCAAAUUGGCUAAAGCUUCAGGAUUUGCUCUUUUUGGGAUGUUGAUUAUCGUUCUUAUAACUGCCAUCAGAGGUCCAUUUGUUGACAAGGAUUUGAAGAAACCUUUAACUACUCAACAAUGGACAGUGAAUACCAAUAUCUUCCAAGGGAUCUCUGUUAUUUCCUUUGCUUUGGUAUGUCAUCAUAAUACAACCUUCAUAUAUAAUUCCUUGAAAAAUUCAGUCAAAUUGAAAUUUGAUCGUUUGACUCAUAUAGUUUGUUUCAUUUCAAUGAUCUGUUGUUUAGUAAUGGCUGUCAAUGGACUUUUGAAUUUUGGUGGGAAUACAAAGGGUAAUAUCUUGAAUAAUUUCAAGAGUGAUGAUAACUGGAUUAAUGUUGCUAGAUUUUGUUUCGGGUUAAACAUGUUAACAACAUUCCCCUUGGAAAUCUUUGUUGUUAGAGAUGUUAUGAGAGAUGUUGUGUAUUUCUACACCCAUGAUACCAAUGAACACGGUAAUCAUAGUGGACAUUUCGAAUUGUCUUCCAGACAACAUUUCUUCAUUACAUCGUUCUUAGUAUUUUCAAGUAUGGCAGUGUCGUUAUUGACUUGUAAUUUGGGAAUCAUAUUGGAAUUAAUAGGUGCAACAUCGGCUUCUUUAAUGGCUUAUAUAAUACCUCCAUUAUGCUAUUUAAAACUUUCAUGGGAACAAGUGGAUUACAAAUCUUUGACUUCAAGCGAAAAGAGACAAUUUCAUUUGUAUAAGACUUUACCAUCCGUUGCAUGUGCAUUGUUUGGCUUAUCAGUUAUGGUCAUCAGCUCUUUCAUGAGUAUCCGUACUAGUUUGAAGAGUUCAGGGGAAGAUGAUCAUUGUGUCGUUGAUUAG